Molecule: messenger RNA, 897 nt
Organism: Morchella sextelata
Lineage: Eukaryota; Fungi; Ascomycota; Pezizomycetes; Pezizales; Morchellaceae
Exons: 2
Coding region: 1-897 (298 amino acids)
Molecular function (GO): protein binding
Source: RefSeq, a predicted model, not a curated record
AUGGUAAAGUGUAUCGACCCCCAGGGCGAUGUGGUUAUCAACACAUCCGCCGAAGGCUUUUCCCUCCUCGUUUCCUCCAAAAUCCUCUCCGUCGCCUCGCCCGUCUUCGCCGCCAUGUUCUCCCCGCACUUCCGCGAGGGCAACUCGCUAGCUACAGCUUCCGCUCCAAUCACAAUUGACUUAUUGGAAGACGCACCGGCGGCUCUGGAGAACAUCUGCAACGUGCUGCACUACAAACAUGACCUCGUCACGGUGCAGAUGCGCUUCCAUGAUCUACUCGAAAUCGCGGUCGUCGCGGAUAAGUACGACCUGGCUAAGUCAUUAGGACCAUGGCGAGAUAAAUGGCUGAAUAGAGUUAUAUUACCAGACUGUGGCUCAUGUGACGGGGGAGGCUGGCAACGGGAGAUAUUCAUGAUGUAUGUGUUUGGACAGGCAUCUGAAUUCAAAUCGUAUACGUCGAUGGCGAUUACAUGGACGGAGCCCUGUGAGGAGGAGGGGGCAAUGUUUGAACCGCUUCCGGAUAGCAUCAUGGCCGCAGCCCACGCCGUCCGCCUCGCCGCCAUAGACAAGAUUCUCGCCGUCGCCGAGACUGCCCGCCUCCAAUAUUACUCUCCUGGAAGGAAGUGUAGGAGGUCGCAAGGCUGCGACGCUACCCUUCUGGGCUCUAUCAUUCACUGCUACUCAAAAAUCGGCAUAUUCCCGCUACCGCAACGCCCAUAUGAGAUAUUUUGUGUUGGAGGUUUAUCACAAAGCUUGGAACGGAUCCGGGGAUCACUUACCGGACAUGAGGAGUGUGUGACUUCGUGGUUUAAUGAGAUGAUUAGUGAAGUGACCAAAGUGAUGGAGCCGGAUGGAGUGCCGGGUCUAGAAUUAGAGGCGUUCAUGAAAUCGAAGUAA